This is a messenger RNA of Sitophilus oryzae (rice weevil), 1683 nucleotides long. RefSeq names its product angio-associated migratory cell protein. The record is from RefSeq and is a predicted model, not a curated record. Gene Ontology annotation, molecular function: protein binding. The transcript has 2 exons. NCBI's taxonomy places the organism in Eukaryota, Metazoa, Arthropoda, Insecta, Coleoptera, Curculionidae. Bases 130 to 1254 code for a protein of 374 amino acids.
UCAUUGUCAUAUACUGUGAAAUGACUGUGAAUCUGUGGUCUGUGAAUCUGUGAACAGAUUCAAAAAAUGUGCUUUUCCAUUUAAUAAAAUAAUUAUUAAAAUCAAAGUGUUUGAUCCGGAAAGUAUAUAAUGGAUGAUUUUGAAGAUUUACCUGAAGAUAUAGGAGAUAUAGAGAUUAUUUAUUCUGAUGACGAGGAUGAGUACAACGAGGAUCUUGUAAACGGUCAACAACUUGGGGAUGAUCAUAUUGAAACUGAAGUAAUCGAUGUCUCUAUUUCAACAUUCUCAAAACAUACAAAGUCUAUUUUUACCAAUGAUGUUAGUAAAGAUGAAAUGUUAGCUGUUACAGGAGGUGAAGAUGAUGUCGCAUAUGUCUGGAAUAUUAAAACAGGAGAGGUAGUCUUUGAAUGUACCGGUCAUAAAGAUUCCGUUACGGAAGUAGGCUUUAAUCAUAAUGAUCAAUAUGUUGCAACUGGAGAUAUGGCUGGACUUAUUCAGGUUUGGUCUAUUCAAGAAAAAAAGCUAAUAUGGUGUUAUGAAGGUGAUGAUAUGGAAUGGCUUUCUUGGCAUCCUGCAGCGAAUGUCUUGAUUUGCGGUUGUCAGACUGGCGAUAUAUUUGUGUGGCAAAUACCAUCUGGUAACUGUAAAGUAUUGCCAUCGCCGACUAAUGUUUCUUGUACUUGUGGCAUAGUUCUGCCAAACGGCAAACAGCUCUUAGCUGGGUACGACGAUGGACAAAUUCGAUUAUGGGAUAUUAAAGAUUCAGCAACAAUAUGGAUGAAUAUUGAUAGUAGUUCAGUAAACACUUUGGAUAUUAAUUCAGAUGGAACAUUAGCAAUAGUCACUCCUGGGGCUCAACUAAUUAAAAUGGCCGAUGGUAAAACUAUAGCUAGCGUUUUAAUUGAGCAUGAGAGUGAAAUCGAAUCAGCUAUUUUUGAUAAUGAUCUUGGAGUUGUUAUAACUGGUGCUUUGUCUGGACAGCUGUGUGUAUGGCAACUUGGUAGGAUUACUUUAAGACACCAAGCAAAAAUUGAGGCAUCUGUGACUUUAAUGAAGAGAGGUAGUAACAAUAAAAUAUUUAUUGGGGCCAACGAUGGUUGUGUGUAUGUAUGUGAUAUAAAAGGUGGAACUUUAAAAGAAGUAUUAACUGGUCAUAAAUCUGAGAUUUUAAGUAUAUCUGUAUAUUCUAACGGUGAAAGAAUUUUGACGACAUCAGAUGAUGGAACGGCAAAAAUAUUUGAAGUAAAAAGCUAGCACUUUUAUUUCUGUAAUUUAAAAGUUUUUUUUUAAGUCUCAAAAAAGUAUCUAAAUACAAUACAAUUUUAAUGAUGCUACUAUGCAUCUCUAUUAUGAAACAAUAGACUUGUUUCUUUCUUAUACCGCAUGUUUCAAUAAAUUUAAUUUCAAUAAGUUUUUCAGCAUGUUAAUAAUUUUUAACCAACUGUAACGUGUCUGAGGAAAUUUCUUUGAUUUUAUUUUAGCAAUAAGUGUUAUAGAUGCAUUUAUUUUUGUUAUAAUUAAAUAAAACCCAUUUAUGUUGAUGCAAUAACUUACUUAAAGGUUGCAUAAGGUUUUCAAGCACAGAUAGUGUGAUUUUUCAGUAAGUAAAUAGGUUGUUGUUAAUCUUCAGUUGUAAAAAAUAUCACUCUAAUAAUGAAUAAAUACAAAGUGAUUUAAAAUUUG